Myxocyprinus asiaticus (Chinese sucker) is the source of this 5163-nucleotide messenger RNA. Its product is annotated as suppressor of tumorigenicity 14 protein-like. The record is from RefSeq and is a predicted model, not a curated record. NCBI's taxonomy places the organism in Eukaryota, Metazoa, Chordata, Actinopteri, Cypriniformes, Catostomidae. Gene Ontology annotation, biological process: proteolysis; acrosome reaction. The transcript is spliced from 19 exons. The coding region runs from base 229 to 2763 and encodes 844 amino acids. Gene Ontology annotation, molecular function: serine-type endopeptidase activity; protein binding.
AGAGACAAGAGCACUCAGGUGGGACGGAGAUGCGACUCAUUGAAUGAAACACUGACAAGCGAGAAAACUCGCUCGAACAUUAAGUUUAAGAACUUUUCCAAUUAUAGUAUUUCAUCCAAACCGUCAGAAAGAAAGAACCGGCUGAGGUGUUGUGAUAGGAAAACUCAAGUGCGCAUUCUCUUAGUUUGUUUGGAGUCUUUGGACGCGGAAAUAGUUUUCUACAACAAAAUGAGUUCUGCCAAGUAUGAACAUGGAGGUAACAGGCCUGAGCAGGUUGACUUAAUGACAAAUGAACAGAAGACCAUGAACCGAAGAGCAUCAAAACGGAAGAUCAACAUCAUCGUGGGGGUCAUCGUUGCCCUGCUCGUAGUGGCCGCAGUGGUCGGAUUUCUCUUGUGGCUUUUUCUUGAAAAGUCCAAAGAGUUGGAAAAUGAGUCCAUAUUACAGCAGCACAACCCAUCUACUCUGGUUUACACUGGACACCUUAAGCUUCUGAAACCUGAAUAUAGCCCAGUAUACGAGAACCCCGAUAGCCCAGAAUUCCAACGAGUGGCAAAGGACUUGGAAGGAAUUAUGAAUGAGACAUUCACGAAAGAUCCUUUCCUGUCCAAAUACUAUACCAAGUCUGUCAUCACUGCUUUCAGUGAGGGAGUGUUGGCGUAUCAUUGGACCCAGUUUGAUGUUUCUGUGGAGGACCAGGAGCUUCUCCCAGAGCUAACAGAGGAGCGCGUGGUCGAGGCUCUGCGGAGGAGCAUCCGCCAGGAGGGCAGACUCGUCGGGAACGUCGCAGUCACUGCCACUGACAUUACAGCAUCAUCCACAGACCCUCGGAUGGCCAGGGACCCCAGAUCUAAGCAAUGCUUAUUCAGUCUAGCGGCGGAACCCAACGCCAAGGAGUUUACGUCACCUGGGCACCCUCACAGGUACCCAGCCUACUCCCGAUGCCAGUGGCAGAUCCGUGCCCCUAAAGGCUACGCCAUCCUCGUCAAAUUCAGGCCCUUCCACGUAGAAGAUGACUGUGCCAAUGACUAUGUGGCCAUCUACAACUCCCUCAGUCCUGACAGUUCUCAGGCCAUCACAAAACAGUGUGGACUUCGUCCCCCUUCAAAUCCUCUAGAGGUGGUUUCCUCUGGUAACAUCAUGCUUAUCAAUCUGAUCACAGAUGAGGUUCGGAGGACAGGUUUCAAAGCUACUUACACGGCCAUUCCCGCUACUACUGCUGGAAGCUGUGGAGGAUAUCUGACUUCUCCUACAGGAAACUUCAGCACUCCUCAUUUUCCUAGUUUCUAUCCUCCCUUGGUGGACUGCAACUGGAAUAUCAAUGUCCCUGUGGGCAAGAAGAUAAAGGUUGACUUCACCAUGUUCCGUGUGAAGGAGCCUGGUGUUGAUGUUGGCACUUGCCACAAAGACUACAUACAGGUGCAAGGUAGAAAGUAUUGUGGGGAGAAACGUAGACUAGUGCUCUCUAGCCUCACCAACUCCCUAGAAGUGAAGUUCCAUUCAGAUGAAUCCUACACAGAUAAGGGAUUCAGGGCUGCUUACACUGUAUAUGACCCUGUCAACCCUUGUCCUGGUCAGUUUGCUUGCACCUCAGGAUACUGUAUCAAGAAAGAGCAGCACUGUGAUGGCUGGAAUGACUGCGAGGACUUGAGUGAUGAGAAGAACUGCCAAUGUGAUGAGGACCAGUUUGUUUGUAAAAAUGGCCUGUGUAGGCCUGAAUACAGUGUGUGUGACAGGAUGGAUGAUUGUGGGGACAACAGUGAUGAGCAGCAUUGUGACUGCGGCACAGCUGAGGGAAUGUGUGGAGAUGGCGCUUGCAUUCUACAGGAUCUUAUAUGUGAUGGGAAAAAAGACUGUGCUGAUGGCAGCGAUGAGGUCUCCUGCAAAGAAUCGGUUGGGGUCUGCACAGAGUACUCCUUCAAGUGUAAAAACAAAGACUGUGUAAACAAAGUGAAUGCAGAGUGUGAUCGCGAGGAUGACUGCUCUGAUGGUUCGGACGAACAGGGAUGCGACUGUGGAAUCCGCCCCUACAAGCACAACCGUAUUGUGGGUGGACAGAAUGCAGAUUUGGGUGAAUGGCCAUGGCAGGUCAGUCUACACUUCAAGUCCGAUGGACAUGUUUGCGGCGCCUCUAUCAUCUCAAACAAAUGGCUGCUGUCUGCUGCUCACUGCUUCAUACAGCCUGAUACCGGCUACAAAAUGACAUCUAACUGGCUGACGUACAGCGGUCUGCGGGACCAGAACAUCCAGGACAACACCGUUCAGCAGCGUACUUUGAAGACCAUCAUCACCCAUCCAAACUACAACCAAAUGACCUACGAUUAUGACAUCUCCCUGUUGGAGCUGAGCCAGCCAUUGAACUUCACCAACACCGUGCAUCCCAUCUGUCUUCCAGCACCGUCCCACCUCUUCGCGACGGGCACUUCUUGCUUUGUUACAGGCUGGGGCACGCUCCGAGAGGGAGGGAAUGUUGCACAAAUCCUACAGAAAGCAGAAGUAAAGGUUAUUAAUGAUACAGUAUGCAACAUGGUGACCGAGGGUCAGUUGACCUCUAGAAUGAUGUGUAGCGGCUACCUAAGCGGAGGUGUGGAUGCUUGUCAGGGAGAUUCAGGGGGUCCUCUUGUAUGUCGUUCUGAUGUCGGUAAAUGGUUCCAGGCUGGUAUUGUGAGCUGGGGAGAAGGCUGCGCUCGACGAAACAAGCCCGGCGUCUACACGCGUGUUACCAAACUGCGGGACUGGAUCCGUGACAUCACAUCUGUAUAGUGGACACUGGAACUGCAAGCAUACGAUCAACACAACAAGAGAAGACAAACGUUCAGUACCAUAAAUAUUUAGUGUUGGAGCAUCACUUGCACUGACAUUACUUGAAUACAGCUUUGGUUGGCAACAAAAAUGAUCAACAAUUGAAACUGUUCAAAACUACAGCAAACUCAAUUACUUAAAUACGUUUCAGACCUCCUGUUUUUAAAACUAUUAGAUUUUUUCAUAAUAAUAAUAAUAGUAAUGAUAAUAAUAGCAUUUUUCAUUCAUUAUAGCUGUAAAUGAUGUUUUUCACAGAUUUAUCAAUCUAAAGUUGAGUUCAACAUUGUCAAAAUGAGUUGGACUCCACUUCAGUCAACACUAUUGAGCAAAUAAUAAAUAAAUAAACAUGCAUAUACCAGUAUAAUGAGAAUAUAUAUCACUGUGUUGUACUGUUACACUCAGGAGUGGAUGGCAAAAUGUGAAUGUCGUCUUAUAAGCCAUCUUAAAGUGCUUCCAUUUGUUGGAUACUGAUUAUUCAACAGUAUCUUCAUGAACAGCACUUAAAGAUCAAGCUUGUGUAUAAUUAGUUUGCCACGACUUAUGGCCUGGUGGAGGUCAUUUUGUUCUCUUUCUGAAUGAUGUUCUGUCUUUUAUGUUUGUUGAAUGCCCAAUAUUUUGUGCCUUUCUUACAAGGAGUGUACCCAGGCUCUUCUCAGAAACAAGGCCAUUUGUGUCUCAGGCUUUGGGGCAAGUUCCAAUCAUAAGUCAUUUCUUAUUGCAAAGUUCAAAAGCUUCUUUGCCUUCCAGAAAUGUCUGUAAGCUUUGCACUUGAUUUGACCUUUUUUCCAUCAGUGUGAUCUUGGGACCUCAGUGCCAAAGCUCUAAAAUGGAGGAUUAGGUAACAAAUGGGAUAUUUCCAUCAUCCAUUUGCUAAAGCCAGCAUAGGUCACUCACUUCUGCUGCAUGUUAAAGUUACAGCCAAUCAAUGUCAAAGCUGGUAGCUGGAACAACCUAGCAGGAUGGUCUCUCCAUCAAAGAGGCCUGAACGUAUCGAGGAAUCUAUACUGCUCAUUCCUCAUAGACAUGGCAAGUUCCUUUCCCAUGGAAAGUCCUCUUGCCGAGUAAGAUGCUCAGGUUUUGUAGUGUAGUGACAUAAUUUCCCCAGAGGCACGAGAGACGUAAUCUGUAUUUUGAGCGAUGUCAAGAAGAAUAGAUUAUAUAUUUAUGUACUAGACAGGUUUCUCAUAGCAUCUCAAAAUCAUGAUUAAGGCUUUAGUUUUAAAUUGUUAAUUUUUAAUCAACUUUAACUGUUAAAGGUAUAGUUCAUCCAAAAAUUAAAAUUCUCUUAUCUUGUAUUCACCCUCAUGCCCUCCCAGAUGUGUGACUUUUUCUUCUGCAGAACAUAAAGAUUCUUUUAAGAAUAUAUCAGCUAUCUAGAUCGAUCCAAUGCAAGUCAAUGGUGACCAGAACUUUGAAACUCCAAAAAGCACAUAGAGACAGCUUAAAAAAGAUGACUCCUGUAGUUAAAUCCAUGUCUUUAGAAGCGAUAUAAUAGGUAUGGGUGAGAAACAAUAUUUUCAAAUCACUUACGAUUUAACAAUUUAAAUAAUUUUCCUUAUCUGUCUCUUUCUUUUGUGCUAGCAUCUUUACUACUCCAGUCACUGUGAGAACUUGGCAGUGCGAUACUGCAGAUAUUGUUGACUUUUGAAUGACAAAUUGCUUAUGUUCCUCAUUUGUAUGUUGCUUUGGAGAAAAGUGUCUGCUAAAUGACUAAACGUAAAAUGUAAAUGUAAUAUUUUAGUUUUUUUUUUUUUUUUAGUUUUUACUAUAAAUCUCCACUUUCACUUCCACAUUCUUCUUUUGCCGAUUUGCAUUCUUUGAACAUAUUGCCACCUACUAGUCGGGGCUGGUAAAAGGUAGAGAUUUAUAGUAAAAAAUGACUUAAAUAUUCAUAUUUUUCUCACACACACCUAUUGUAUCGUUUCUGAAGACAUGGAUUUAACUACUGGAGUCGUAUGGAUUACUUUUGUGCUGCCUUUGUGUGUUUUUUGGAGCUUCAAAGUUCUAGUCUCCAUUCACUUGCAUUGUAUGGACCUACAGAGCUGAGAUGUUUUUCUAAAAAUCUUCAUUUGUGUUCUGCUGAAGAAAGAAAGUCAUACAUAUCUGGGAAGGCAUACGGGUGAGCACAAUAUGAGAGAAUUUUCAUUUUUGGGUGAACUAUUACUUUAAACUACAUUGAUUGUGUAUGUCUGUUUUUAAAGUGUUUUUGGUGACUAACAUUUUGUAAAUAUUUUAUGUGCUUUCUGUCUUGUUAAUUUAAAGGUUUAAAUACUUUUUUUUUUUAAUAGUUUUUCUCUUAUCCAAAUGUUUUAAUAAUUCAAAGUUUACGUUUUCUUCACAAUAAAAUAUAUGAUCAUUUUA